Molecule: messenger RNA, 1281 nt
Organism: Trichobilharzia regenti
Lineage: Eukaryota; Metazoa; Platyhelminthes; Trematoda; Strigeidida; Schistosomatidae
Source: the annotation of a GenBank genome assembly
AUGACUGACUCACCAUUUUGUAAUAUUGCAAACAGAAAAAGGCGUCAAACACUUCUUAUAAACGACUUAGGUCUUCAAAUACCUAUAGUAGAGAUUACGCCUCUCAAGAUUACCAAGAAAGUAGAUGAAUCAUCUUCAUUUAUGAACUCUGCAACUGUGUGCUAUAAUGAUGUCAAAACUGAAAUUGACCCACCUGAAAAGUCCGUCAUUUACGUGAAUCUCGUUGAUUCAAAAAUCCCAGAUGCAUGCUUAAAGAGUCUACAAGUUGAAUCAGCGAAGCUUGUCAAACAGGAAGUUCAACAACAGGUAUGCAUUCAAGAUACAUCAACUAUACUUAACGUGUCACUUAUGGAUUAUUUGGUAUAUAGUGAAAGGUGUGCGGAAGAUCUGUCAAUCGAUAUGUCUUCAAUAGCUGAUGAAUGUAUAAUUGAUAUUCAGGUUAAUAAAAAGUUGGCGCAAUGUACGUGCUGCAAUCGAUUACAUAUGCAGCGUUUAGAAGAAGGUCGAUAUCGACUAGGUACACGAAUUUAUUAUUUACGCAGGUUUCGAAAUCAUGUAAUGGUUCGAGUUGGUGGUGGCUGGUUAACAUUAGAUGAAUUUUUACAGCGUCAUGAUCCUUGCAGGCGUGGUAUAACUCCAUGUUGUACAGAGACAUCAGCUGUUCCCCAUAUCAAAUCAUGCCUUGAAGUGACUAAGCCAAUUCGUAGAUAUUCUGAUUUUGAUACAUCAUCAAUUCCUCGUGUAAAUUCUGUCAGUAAUCUAAUGAGGCAGUCGUCCAAUAGAAGCAGUAAUGGCAGUGUGGAAAGUCCUAGAAGUGAAUCCAGUACGGUUAGUAGUACUUUAGAUAAUGGUAUCCUGAAUAAUGAAAACCUUCCUCCGUUGUCAUCAACGAUGGUGAAUGGAACUAAAUCUAAGCAAGUGAAGGCAAUUGUUACACCUCGUCCUAUUAUACCAAAAGCCCCAACUCUUCGAACCGCUUCACGAACUCGUGAAUCCUCUAGAAGUCGUGAUGAUUCCACAACGAAAUUACCGCGGACAGCAACUGUUUCAAAUUUUAGAGCAUUGUCAACGAAAAGAACAAAUCCUACUCAAGUUUUAAGAGAUUCUAGAGCGGCAUCACAUUCACGUAAUCCUUCUGCAAGGCGUGAUGGUUCUUCAUCAAGAGUUCCGGACGUCACAACCACUUCCCGUUCUCGCGAUUCUUCUGCUAAGCGUGAAAAAUGUACUCCAAAUAACUCUAGAUCUCAAUCAAUAUCCAACCGAACACCUUGGAGGAAUUAA